AUGGAGCGAACAGAGGGUCAGGCGAAUCAUUGGGAGAAUGGGCGGCGCGAAAGAGGACUCGCAAGCUAUUGCGAUUUCGGCACCGCUCUGGAAACGAACUUAAGGGAUCGUUUCGUUCUCGGCCUGGGCCCAGGUCCAGAACGCGACAAGUUGUUCGAGCAGAAUCCGUCUACACUUACGCUGACACGUGCUAUCGAGCUGGCUGAACAGGCAGCUUGCGCCAAACAGGCGAUGGGAAUGAUGUGCAACAGUGAAGCUAUCCCUUUUAAGGAGGAGCCGGUAUAUCGAGUGCGAGAUCAACGUCAACCCGGUCGGGUCAGUGGUGCUCGGCGGGCAGACGGCGGGUAUUCUGCCUCAUCGCGCUGCGCUGUUUGUGGGAUGCAAAAUCACCAAAACCUGCAGCCUACACUUUGCCCAAAUGUUGAAAAUAGUGUGGAUAGCGGCAGUGGGGAGGAACUAGUUCACAGCGAGGGGCGCAGAGUG
This is a messenger RNA of Iphiclides podalirius (scarce swallowtail), 483 nucleotides long. The record is from the annotation of a GenBank genome assembly. NCBI's taxonomy places the organism in Eukaryota, Metazoa, Arthropoda, Insecta, Lepidoptera, Papilionidae.